Otolemur garnettii (small-eared galago) is the source of this 753-nucleotide messenger RNA. RefSeq names its product keratin-associated protein 24-1. The record is from RefSeq and is a predicted model, not a curated record. Gene Ontology annotation, cellular component: keratin filament. The coding region runs from base 1 to 753 and encodes 250 amino acids. The transcript has a single exon. Lineage: Eukaryota; Metazoa; Chordata; Mammalia; Primates; Galagidae. Gene Ontology annotation, molecular function: structural molecule activity.
AUGCACUCGGGCUCCAUGUCUGUCCUCCGCCGCCCUCGGGUUUGCAAUGCUGCGUCCUAUAGAACUCACUGUUACAUGCCAGUGACUCCUUCUGUUACUGUCCGCCCCAAUGAUGGAAGCCCCACUUAUGGACACUGCUUACCCAGUAGCUACCAAGGAAAUCUCUGGCUCCUGGAUUAUUGCCCAGAAUCCUACUGUGAAGCACCCACCUGCGAAUCUCCCAGCUGUGAGCCCAAUUCGUGUACCACAAGUUGUGACCCACCAGACUCCUGUGUGCCCUGUAACUCCCCAUCAGCGGGCCAAGUCUCCAGUGUCUGUGAAACUACCAACAUUGGUCCCAGCUGCAGCCGGUGCUCCCAGACCAGGGGGUAUGUAUCUGAUUGCACACCCACUGGAUGUGCAUCCAAAGCCUGCCAGACCCUGGGCAAUGGUUUCAACUACUUUGGGCAACUUAACUGCUCACUCAAGAGUAUCCAAUCACUAAGCCACUGCAGACUGGGUGGUUUGGGAUACAGAAGCUACCAAAAUCUUGGCUUUAUGCCCAUUGGCUUCCCAGCAUCAUGCUAUAUUGCCAGCAGCUGCCGACCCCAAAGCUAUUUAAUGAGAGGUUGCCAAUACUCAAGUUAUAGGCCAAUGAGAUGCCGACCACUGGGCUAUUUAUAUAGAAGCUUCCGGUCUCUGAGCUGUAUACCUAGUACCUUUCCACCUCUGAGGUAUUUAUGCAGUAGUAGCAGACCUCUGACUUGCUAUUAA